GAGCGGGGGGGUGAGAGGUCACGUGUGGCGGCGGCGGCGCAUGCGCGCUGCGCGCUGUUGUUGUGGCGGCGCGGCCCGCGGCUCACCCGGCCGGGAGCGAUGAGCGACAACGAUGACAUCGAGGUGGAGAGCGACGAAGAGCAGCCGAGGUUUCAGUCCGCGGCCGACAAACGGGCUCAUCACAACGCGCUGGAGCGCAAGCGCAGGGACCACAUCAAGGACAGCUUCCACAGCCUGCGGGACUCCGUCCCCUCCCUCCAAGGAGAGAAGCAACAGGCAUCCCGGGCCCAAAUCCUGGACAAAGCCACAGAGUACAUCCAGUACAUGCGCCGGAAAAACCACACGCACCAGCAGGACAUCGAUGACCUCAAGCGGCAGAACGCUCUCCUGGAGCAGCAAGUGCGUGCACUGGAGAAGGCCCGGUCAAGUGCCCAGCUGCAGGCCAACUACCCCUCGACAGACAACAGCCUCUACACCAACCCCAAGGGCAGCACCAUCUCCGCCUUCGAUGGCGGUUCUGACUCCAGCUCCGAUUCGGAGCCCGACGAGCCACAGAGCAGGAAGAAGCUGCGCAUGGAGGCCAGUUAGGCCCCCCCACAGCCCCCUGCUGCUGUCGGCUGCCCGCCCGCCGGCUGCGUAAGGACUCUCUCCCUUCUCUCGUAGAGGCUCUCGGACUGCAGCUUCCCAGCCUUCCCCGGCCCUUUCCCCACUCCAACCACCGCGGCCCUGGGGGGAGCCGGCCAGGCAGGGCCUCGCAGCGCCCACCCAACAGACAUGGGGGGGAUCUGGGGGCCGUGAGAUGUCCCCAGUGCCCUCCCACACCUAGCAAGCUCCUCUGUCCUCUCCCUUCUGAUUUUAUAUGAGCAUUUCUAUUUAUACCUGGGGACCACAGCAGUCCAGAGCUGAAGGGUGAGGCUGCGCAGGAGCCGGGCAGCCCCCCCAAAAAGGCCAGGCCCCACAGGGGAGCUGUGCCUGCCCCCUCCCCUCCACCCCCCCGGCAAGCGCUGGGGGUCUCGCUAUUUAUUUUCUGCGUGUGCAAUUCCACCUGCCCCCAGCACCUGCGAGAGCCGGGGGGCCAGUGCCCACACCCCUCUCUUCACAGCACGGAGCCGGGGGGCUGGGCUGGUGGUCUGCGUGUGCGUCCUGCCCCCUCCUCUUUCCCUCCCUCACCCCCCAUGCCUCCCUCGGCCCCUUCCCACCUCCGUGGCAUUUUCUGAACUCUAGUGUCCCGUCCCUGCCCCGUAGGUGACCCUGUCCCCCUUUUGAUGCCAUUCAUUCCAUGGAUCUAAGGUAUGUUGUACAUACUGCCCAGAGUUGUCUUGCAAGUUAAGGCUUCCCUUUACUAUAAGACUAUAAAUAAUAAAAAAAACAACCAAACUUAUUUUUAUCCUU
Molecule: messenger RNA, 1392 nt
Organism: Falco peregrinus (peregrine falcon)
Lineage: Eukaryota; Metazoa; Chordata; Aves; Falconiformes; Falconidae
Gene: MAX
Product: MYC associated factor X
Exons: 5
Coding region: 100-588 (162 amino acids)
Biological process (GO): positive regulation of transcription by RNA polymerase II
Cellular component (GO): RNA polymerase II transcription regulator complex
Molecular function (GO): DNA-binding transcription factor activity; protein dimerization activity
Source: RefSeq, a predicted model, not a curated record